Molecule: messenger RNA, 1575 nt
Organism: Baudoinia panamericana UAMH 10762
Lineage: Eukaryota; Fungi; Ascomycota; Dothideomycetes; Mycosphaerellales; Teratosphaeriaceae
Exons: 2
Coding region: 34-1575 (513 amino acids)
Biological process (GO): asparaginyl-tRNA aminoacylation
Cellular component (GO): mitochondrion
Molecular function (GO): nucleic acid binding; asparagine-tRNA ligase activity; ATP binding
Source: RefSeq, a predicted model, not a curated record
GUACCGCCCAACAGGGGAACGGAUGGUUAAGCGAUGCGACGAUGUGUUAUUACGAGAUAUAGCAAGCAACUCACCCCAAUCAAUUACUCCUGUGCCUUCAGCACAUUCAGCCAAUGUAGGGAACGCUUAAAUGUCUCCCAGCUUCUGUCCAGCGGAGCGGAAGCGAAGGAUGCUGAGGUAUACGGCUGGGUGCGAUCGGUGAGGCGACAGAAGAAAAUAGCCUUCGCUGCCGUGGGUGAUGGCUCGACCAUCGAAUCAUUACAGGCUGUGCUCAAGCCAGAGCAUACUGCGAACCUUUCCACCGGUACUGCUGUGAAAUUGAUUGGAUCAUGGCAACCCUCCGUAGGAAGCAAGCAGAGCCAUGAGCUGCAAGUCCAUAGCGUCUCCGUGUUGGGGGAGAACGACGCAGAACACAACCCAAUACAACCAAAAUACCAGACAGCAGAGUAUCUCCGAACUAUCCCUCAUCUGCGACCGCGCAUACCACUGAAUGCGCUUCUACUGCGUAUACGAUCCCAGGUCAUCGCAAGUCUGACCCGCUUCUUCGACGCCCAAGGUUUCGUCCAAACGCAUCCACCCAUUAUCACCUCUUCCGACUGCGAGGGCGCCGGCGAAGUCUUCACAGUCUCAUCACAUGCUCACAAAGAAACGCACGCAGACGGCGAACAUUUGCAGACGAAUGAUGAUCACUUCUUUCGGAUACCAAAGUAUCUGACCGUCUCAUCCCAACUACAUUUGGAGGCGCUAGCACAGGCCGUUGACAAAGUCUGGACGCUCUCGCCGACUUUCAGGGCGGAGAAGAGUGAUACGCCGCGCCAUUUGAGCGAAUUCUAUAUGCUUGAAGCGGAGGUUUGCUUUACUAAUGAUCUCGACGAUGUCAUGCAGAUCGUGGAGCAGAUGCUGUCGGCUGUCGCUUCAGAUCUGCUGAGAUCACGUCACGGCGCUGAAUUGUUAGGUGUUCGAGGCUCAAGUAUACAGUCUGUCGACGGAAACAUUAACAAGGAAGUGACAGCAGCCACUCUUGAGCAGAGAUGGAAAGGUAUGGCGGCUAAUGGCUGGCCACGCAUAACCUACGCAGAUGCCAUCAGGCUUCUUCAGAAUGCUGUGGCUGACAACAAAGCUACGUUCACCUACACACCCAACCACGAAGACGGCCUACUAGCAGAGCACGAGCGGUACGUCGCCGCCGAAGUCGGCGGCGGCAAUACUCCGGUCUUCGUCACCCACUAUCCGCGAGCUCAGAAACCGUUCUACAUGUCGCCAUCCCUCACAACCGAAAACGGCAACGCCACACAAGACACAGUAGCUUGCUUUGACUUGCUCAUUCCGGAUCUAUGCGAGCUGGUUGGCGGCUCACUCCGCGAGUAUCGUCUGAAGGAGCUUCAAGAAGCGAUGGCCGCUAAAGGUGUCGCAGGCAGUAGUCUGGAAUGGUACCAAGACCUGCGUAAGUAUGGCAGUGUACCGCAUGGUGGCUUUGGGUUGGGCUUUGACCGGUUAUUGUGUUAUUUGACGGGCACGAGCAAUGUGCGGGAUGUUGUGGCGUUUCCACGGUGGUAUGGGCGGUGCGAUUGCUGA